Linum trigynum is the source of this 3429-nucleotide messenger RNA. The record is from the annotation of a GenBank genome assembly. Lineage: Eukaryota; Viridiplantae; Streptophyta; Magnoliopsida; Malpighiales; Linaceae.
CACGGCCGGGGAUGAUUUUAUUCGUAGAAUAAUUACAUUUCAUAAUAAUAAAAUCAAAGUUUCCAGAAUGGGCCCAAAUUGGAAUUUUCUCGGGCCAGCACAGCACAGGAGAGAUCCCUUUUUUUAAUUAGUGAAUCAGUUUGUUUUUAAUUUUUAAAAUUCAAUUCUUUUCUUCUUGAACUCCGUCGCAAAUCUUCUCCCUCACGACGAUCCUUCCUUUUCACCUUCCCCUUCCUCUCUCUUCCUCUUCUCUUUCUCUCUCUCGAAAUUGCUCUGUUCCAUUAAACCCUGAAUUACAGAACCUUUUCCAGUGUGAGAUCCGGGAGAAGCAGAGAAGAAGAAGAAGAAGAGUAAUCGGAUUUCGAGCCCAAAAGGAGCUGCCGGAAAAGAUAAAGGAAAAGAAAGGGGAGGAGGAGGAGAAUCGCUCAAAGGGAAAGCAAAAGUUGGGAGAUUUAUUAGAAAGAAGCUCGUUCAGCGCUUUGCUUUCUUUCUCCCGUUUUGAUUGAUUCUCCUCUCCUUGGGGGUUUUUUUUUUCCAUUGAGGGAAGGCGAAAGCUUUCCCUUUUCUUCAAAGCAGAUGGGUAUUGCUGUCGGCGGUGAUGCGUUAAGGGUUCUUUGCCCCUGCUUUUCUGCCAAAACUGCAAACCAAAGGUCAGUACUUUCGUGCCCUUGUAUGUAUGUACAUGUAUGGAUACAAGCCAAUUUAUGGAGUCUCGGAUGAUGGUGAAUUGUAUUUUAUAUUCUUGCUUUGUCGCUACCUUUCGCUGGUUUGAAAUUUCGGGUUUCUGUUUCCUUUACCCCUUCUAAUUGCAGGAGUUUUUUUUUUUUUUUUUAUAGCUUUGAUUAUACUGAAUUUGCUUGUCAUUUCGUCGGUUGAAUUGUCUGGCUUCUUUUUCCCUGUACUGUGAUGCUUCGUAUGCUCUAUGCUACCGCCAAAAGCUUGAUUCUAGAUGAGUUUUAGAGACCGUUGGUUUUAGUGUUGGAAGCAUUGCUAUUGGUCUCACAUCCGUGGUUCUCAUUGCUGUUUCUUUUUCAUCUGUGGUGCUAAAGAUUGUUGACUGUGGUGAAACAAUAUGAGGAGUAGACAUAGGGCAAGAACUGGGAGCAGCAACACAGUUAGGAAAGAUUUUCGGAAUAUAAUGAAGUGUUUCUGCUCUGGACAGCAACUAGUAGCGGCGGAUGAGAUGGUACCUGGGUCGGGGGAUACACCUUCGCCAAGGUAUCACACAGCGAGUGCUCGUUCAUCUAGAAGUAGCAAAAGUGGGGAGGCAGGCCUGAAACCAGAUGCCAGCAACAUAGAGGAAGCUGAAUUAUCCCUUCGAGGGCGUGGCUCCUUGAAUAAUGAGGAAGCUAGAGCAUUGUUAGGGAGAAUUGAAUAUCAGAAAGGAAAUUUUGAAGCCGCGUUACAGGUCUUUGAAGGUAUAGAUCCUUCUGCAGUCACUCCCAAAAUAAAAUCUAGUAUUGCCAGACAAGGUGAUCAACAUAGGAGGCCAUUACAGAAUUACAACAGCCCUCCUUUGUCUAUACAUGCAAUCAGCUUGUUGCUGGAAGCUGUAUUUCUGAAAGCUAAAUCGUUGCAACAUCUCGCAAGGUUUGAAGAAGCUGCUCAAUCAUGCAAAGUUGUUGUGGACAUAGUUGAAUCUUCUUUACCAGGAGGCUUGCCUGAAAACUUUGCUGCUGACUGUAAAUUACAGGAGAUUGUAAGCAAGGCAGUUGAGUUGCUUCCAGAAUUAUGGAAACAUGCAGAUAAUUCACAUGAGACAAUUAUGUCUUACCGACGAGCUCUCCUUUAUCGUUGGAACCUUGAUGUCCACACCACUGCAAGGAUCCAAAGGGAGUUUGCAAUUUUUCUUCUGUACAAUGGUGGGGAAGCAAGUCCUCCAGACCUGCGCUCCCAGAUGGGUAGUUCGUUUGUACCUAGAAAUAACUUAGAAGAGGCCAUAUUGUUAUUAAUGAUUCUGCUGAGACAAAUCUCUCUUAAGAAGAUUGAGUGGGAUCCAUCAAUCUUGGACCAUUUGUCAUUUGCUCUCUCGGUAUCUGGGGAUCUAGUAGCAUUAGCCAACCACAUUGAGGAAUUGCCUCCAGGAACAAUCAGCAGAAGGGAAAUGUACCAUACUCUUGCCCUCUGUUAUUGUAGUGCUGGGGAGGAUAUGGUGGCUCUAAAUCUACUUAAGAAACUGUUGCACAACAGUGAAGACCCAAAUUUUGUUCCUGGUUUGCUAAUGGCUUCGAAGAUUUGUGGGACGACCCCUCAACUUGCUGCAGAAGGUGUAAAUUAUGCCCGUAGAGCCCUUCAAAAUGUGGACAAUGGAUGCUAUCAAUUAGAAAGCACUGCCAAUCUUCUGUUGGGAAUAUCACUAUCCUCGUGCUCGAGAUCAGCAUUUGCAGACUCCGAGAGGGUCCCCAAACAGUCCGAGUCACUUAAGGCCCUUGAAACUGCUGCCAAAAUGACCAAUUUGGAACACACCGAUAUUCUGUACCAUCUCAGUCUAGAGAAUGCAGAGCAGAGAAAGUUAGAUUAUGCACUUCAUUAUGCAAAGAAGUAUGUGAAACGGGAAACUGGCUCGAGCGUCAAAGGAUGGUUACUCUUGGCGCGGAUCUUAUCAGGUCAGAAACGCUUUUUUGAUGCUGAAAAUGUCAUCAAUGCUGCAUUGGAUCAGACUAGUAAAUGGGACCAGGGAGAGCUCUUGAGAACUAAAGCUAAGCUACAGGUUGCUCGGCGCCAUGUAAAGAGUGCUAUUCAGACGUAUACACAACUUCUAGCUGUCAUUCAAGUUCAUAAUAAGAAUUUUGCCUCUGGAAUGAAGCUACAUAAGACUGAUGGAAUCCCUGCUAGACAAUUGGAAUUGGAGGUCUGGCAUGAUUUAGCCUCUCUAUACAUAAGCCUAUCUCGGUGGCGAGAUGCUGAGGUCUGCCUUUCUAAAUCCAAAGAGAUUCAGUCUUACUCAGCUACUAGAUGUCAUAUCACCGGCACCCUUCUGGAAAAGAAAGGCCUCCUAAAGGAAGCACUGAAGGCAUUCAUAAUGGGGUUGAGCAUCGACCCGGUCCAUGUCCCGAGUUUGGUAUCCACGACAGUUGUUCUGAGGAAGCUGGGCGGCGGAUCCAAUGAAAUAUUGAGAAGCUUUCUAAUGGGGGCACUGCGGCUCGACAGAUUGAAUAUACAGGCUUGGUACAACCUUGGCUUUGUGCACAGAGAUGAGGGUUCCCCUUCAUCAUUGCUCGAAGCUGCCGAGUGCUUUGAAGCUGCCACCCUUCUUGAAGAAACCGAACCGGUUGAACCUUUUAGAUGAAAUCAUGGGAUGGUGCUGUAACACAGGAAGAUGUAAGAAUUUGUACCACCUCGUAUAUACACUGAUAUGAUGACCUUCCCCACUGAGUUUUGGUACAUAAAAAUGAAAUAUAAAUCGUGGAAUAAAGAGUUCAUUUUGUC